AUGGGGCUGCGCUGCCGCAUAUGCGGCAGCACCAACUUUAGCCAGGAUGAUGGUGAUUCUUUGGGACAAUAUAUUUGCAAUGCCUGUGGCACCCUAUCGCAGGAUGUCCGCAACGAAGAGGCAGAGGCUUCAGCCAUCAACUUUAUGGGGCGCACCGUCACUCGCAAAAAACCCAAGGGCCCCAAACUAGAAGCGCCAAGCGUCGAUGUAGGAGAGUGCAUUCAACGAUAUCUGACGCUCUUCCGAAGAUUGCUCCGGAUGCAGGCCACGGAGCUCAUCGAAUGCUGUGCUCUCGGGCCGGAAUAUUGGCCGUUUGUGGAGCUGCUGGCCACCAAGGUGGUGGCCUUGGCGCUGACCCGUGGCAAACCCAAUGAUUCCGAGCCCAAUGAAGCCAUGGGCCCUGCCACGGCAGCGCCCGCCGAGGCUGCCAGCAAUGCCGCCGUUAUGACUCAGGGGGCCACCGCGGAAGCUGCAUCAAAGGAAAGCUCAUCGAAGCCUGAGGCAGACGUGCGCUCACCUUUUCAGCCUCUCCGAGUGGAUCGCAGCCAUCACGUUUACCAGCUCAAUUGCUUACCACAGCCACACUUUACCUUGCUUCUUCACGGCAUAGCCUUGCGCUACUUUCGCAUUCCAGUGACCAGCGUGCAACUGCUGCACAUGUGCCACGAGUCGCGCUCACUUGCAGUGAGUGGCCCUCCGCACCGCAGUGGGUGGCUAAUGCACAACAGCAUCAUGGCCUGGGCGCGCGUGCUCGGGGUGGAUCUGCCCGCACAAGUCGCGGUGCAACCCAUUGCCACGGAUCUUUGCGCGCGACUGCGUUUGCCGACGCUGGCGCCAUUGGUCCAUCGUUUACUGGAGCUGGCGGAGAGCGCAGUGGAUCAGUCAUCGUCCACUCGCGGUGGCAAUUCCGCUUGGUUGCUGGUUCCAGACACGGUGCCCGAGGUGGAAGAGGCCAUGGCUGCCAUCGUUGUGGUGCUACUACUCAUCUACAACUUUAACGAUGAAGAUGAGUGGCGUGUGUCGCUCCCGGUCACGCGCAAGCGGCAUAAUCUGUGGGCCAAUGACGUACAUGCCGUCGGCACCAGCCGCGGUGGUUUGGCUGGCAUCAGCUGGGCCGAGGUGCGUGCAGGGGCAUGGCAGAAUGCCGCUACGCACCGUGGCAUAGAGUUGACACUGAGGCCCUUCAUGUCUCUGGAAGCAGAGACAAACAUUUUCAAGAAGGUCAAGGCGAGCACUUUGUUAAGGCGAAAGUUUUAUCAAUGUGAGCCCGAGGACGCGCGUCGAUUGGGUCAUGUGGCUUUCAAACCACACACGAUGGCUCAGAAGAGCGACGAAGCUCCACCCGCCAAGAUGGCCCUGCGCACUGCCUGCUUCUUUGAAGAGUUUUACGGCAACCGAACCGACAAGGCCGACCAUGCCAUGUUCUUACGAGCCAUGAACCUGAUGCAAGCACACCACCUGCGUGUGUUUGUGCCGGCUAUGACGGACUGGCUAGAGAAGUGGCGGUCGGGCUCCAAAAGGGAAAAGCUGAGCUGGCGGCGACAAGUCCUCGGCUCUAGUGCUGCAAAGCCGUCCAAUAAAGCAGGGGAAGCACUGCGCCAGUUUGCCUCGACCUUUGAGGAGUUGGGGUCGGCCGCAGAGGAAGCAACCUCGGAUGAUGAGAGUGACAGCGGUGACGCACUUCCCUCAGACGAGCUGCCUGCCAUGCCGCUCAAUGUGCAGAACAUGGCCCAUGCGACCGCCUGCAAUGUUUCCACACUGUUCUCCAGCUUGGAAGCGACGCCCCUGGCAUACCAGGAGGCACUUGCAAUUUGUGCUCGACAAGCUGGUUGCUAUCAAAGCACGCUGCAUGAGGCGGCGGGUCGCUUCUUUGAGCGCAUCAAACCCGGUCUGGAGCGUAUUCAAGAUGAGGACAUUGAGCUGGGGCUUGGGCUCUCCACCCUAGGGCUGAAGGGCAUCUGUCCCUUUUGCAACGCUUCGCUUCCCCGCCACGACUCCGCUCCGUCCCACAUUGGCGACUGCCAUGGUUUGACCCAGCGCGUGGCGCAGGAGUAUGUUCAAGUGCGGCUGUGCCGAGCCCUCGACCUGGUCAAGCCUGGUCCAAUUCAACAGCCCAGUGCCAGUGGCUCUUCUCGCCCGAGGCAAGAAACCACUGUCCUUGAGACGAAUUUGACCGAUGAGGACGAGUAG
Monosiga brevicollis MX1 is the source of this 2190-nucleotide messenger RNA. RefSeq lists its product as uncharacterized. Gene Ontology annotation, biological process: regulation of DNA-templated transcription; RNA polymerase I preinitiation complex assembly; nucleolar large rRNA transcription by RNA polymerase I. Bases 1 to 2190 code for a protein of 729 amino acids. The transcript has 18 exons. The record is from RefSeq and is a predicted model, not a curated record. Lineage: Eukaryota; Choanoflagellata; Craspedida; Salpingoecidae. Gene Ontology annotation, cellular component: RNA polymerase transcription factor SL1 complex; RNA polymerase I core factor complex. Gene Ontology annotation, molecular function: RNA polymerase I core promoter sequence-specific DNA binding.